AUGUUUCUGGACUAUUCUGGAUAUGAGGCUCUUACUGAAAUCAAUUCUUCCUUUGGGAAGUAUGUUCUGCUAUUACAUCAAUUUGAAAGUUGUCAGAGAUUGAAAGAUCGGCUGCAAAUGCUGAAGGAUUUAGGUAAAGAAUUCAGCAUAUUCGAAGGGUUACGUGUGGGAGACUUUAAGGAAUCCAAAAGCAUGGUUCAUAGAUUCUAUACCAUGGUUAUUUCUUUAAAGCAAAUUAUGGAAAUCGGGCCAUUAAUUAGACGCAGCCCCGCUGUGUUAAUUGUAGAAUUUGGAACAUCUAUAGAAGACUGUCUUGAUGAAUUAGACCCAUUGCACCCACUCAAUAAGGCCUACAUUUUCAUUUAUAAACAAUGGGCCUAUUACCAUCAGUAUUAUGUAAUUGAAAAAAUAAAGAAAGUUAUUAUUAACAUGGCUCCGGUAGAAGAAGAUGAUUGGAGUAUCCUUCACAAGGUUGUUUACUCUGAUGGGUUCCCUGAAAGACGAUAUAAAAAUAAGAAAUACUUGGGUGACAUUUAUAUUCCACAACCAUUCAUGAAAAGCAAAAAAAUCACGACCAUUUCCAAGUUUUCCCAGAUUUCUAAAAUUUCCAACGUCAAGGUCUACAGAUUUCACACUACAGUAGUGAGUGAUCCUUCUAAACUGAGCAAAAAUAAUUUGAAAGUUCAAGAGCUUGGUGAUAAAGAUUUUCCUAAUCUUAUAUGGACCCUAGAACCUGAAAACUUUUAUGUUGAUAUGAAACCCUACAAGGAGCACCGAGAAAGAAAGAGGCAGAGAGAAGAAGCGGCUAGGCUAAAGUUGUUGGAACAAGAAAAAGGGAGCAUAAUACUGGAAGAAAAAAAUGAAAGAAAUGGCAAUGAAAUUAAAGUACUUCCCGGAUUGAAAAAUAUCAUGAAAACCCCUCUUGCCAAUAAAGUUGUUAACAUCUUUAGUAAUUAUACGGCUGCUGUAACAGGUUAUACUCAAGCUAUUGAAACAGAGGUAAACGACAUAAACGGAAGCACUCAACAGAAAGAUGGCGACAUACCAGAAUUGUCAAAUGGUAAAUUAGCCCAACAAUCCAGGAGCCAGAUCCAAGCCGGUCCAAAGACACAAACAAAUAAUUCACCUUUGCAAGCAGAAUUCCGGAAUAACGAUGAAAAUAACAUAUCGUGGAACACAACUAUGCAGGAUAUAGAUCCAAUUUAUAUGAACGAAAAAUGUAUCAGAGUUUGGAGAAAGGAGCAGCAAAUGCUAGGAUUGGAACGGGCUAGAACCUUUGAUACGAGACUCCAGAAAGAUCCUAUCGCAGCAAACAAUGAAAAGUUUGGAAAGCCGGGAAAUAAUCCAAAAGGACGCGCCAAAUCUCAACGCAUUAAAAUCAAAACAUCGAAUACGGCAUCCACUAUCAUCAACAAGGAUGAGCUGACCGUAAAUAGUCAUAGAAUAGAAACACAUGGCCUAGUAAGAGAAUACUUCAAGGCAAAAUUCAGUAUAUCAUCUAAAGGAAGCAAACGAGGUGAGAAAACCGGACAGCAAUACACUUAUAUAACAAAAUACGAUAAGAAUAAUAUUAAUGGCAUCAAUAUCUCCUCCAAAGACAUCCAGGCAACUGUUCUGACCAAUUUGACUGACAUUCACUUCAGGGAUGUCAUGACGGUAAAGUUUAAAGGUUUUAAAGCCAAAUUCUCAGAAUUCAAAAUAAUCACCUAA
Messenger RNA from Saccharomyces eubayanus, 1710 nucleotides. RefSeq lists its product as uncharacterized. The transcript has a single exon. Lineage: Eukaryota; Fungi; Ascomycota; Saccharomycetes; Saccharomycetales; Saccharomycetaceae. Bases 1 to 1710 code for a protein of 569 amino acids. The record is from RefSeq and is a predicted model, not a curated record.